This is a messenger RNA of Pungitius pungitius (ninespine stickleback), 5678 nucleotides long. RefSeq names its product tectonin beta-propeller repeat containing 2 (gene tecpr2). The transcript is spliced from 27 exons. Bases 504 to 4466 code for a protein of 1320 amino acids. Gene Ontology annotation, molecular function: protein binding. The record is from RefSeq and is a predicted model, not a curated record. NCBI's taxonomy places the organism in Eukaryota, Metazoa, Chordata, Actinopteri, Perciformes, Gasterosteidae.
AAGUUUCAGUGGGAUUAUGCAGCCAUACAAGAUCUCCUUCCGGAUGGGGUUGAUGACGGGUUCCAUUCUAUCAUAGCAAGGCUUUAGAUUUGCUAUCAGCCAUCUCCAGUCUUUCUGCCAGAGAUGUCGCAUAGUCAGCAUGAGACAGAGGCCUGUCUCAAGUCCCUGCGAACCAUCUGCAGAAGCACUUACACCGGAACACUAGUGAAAUAACAGCUUACAAUAACUUUGAUCUUAACGACUCUAUAAAGUAAAGUUUAUUUUUAUAUGUAUAUAAAUAUCUUUUGUUGGGGGGUGUAGUACCGAGUCCUGGCCGUGGGGGAGCUGUUUGUUGACAGCAGCUCGGUACCACAUGAAUGAGGAAGCUGUCAGACAGACAGGGCGAUGUCUGCUCUCACCUCCUUAAUAUCGGUGUGUUAGUCAAACAUCUGGAACAUCUGGAUCCUUCAGAAGCAGCGUUUGAAUUUGCUUUCAGGACGUGUUGAGUUCACUUCAGCAGAACCAUGGCAGCUCCACCUUCUGUCCUGAGAGAAUUCUGCCCACUCUACUAUGUGCUGAAUGCAAUUCCAGCCAAGGUGCAGCGCGGGUUCAGGUCCAUCCUGGUCUACCUGACGGCUCUGGACAGCAGCAAUGACUUCCUGGCUGUGGGCAGCAGCAUUGGCAUGCUCUACCUGUAUUGUCGUCGCCUAGCAACCAUGAACAAGUACAGUCUGGAGGGGAAGAGCGAUGCCAUCACGGCCGUGAAGCUUCUUAGCUGUUUUGAUGAUCUUGUUGCUGUGGGAACAGCAUCAGGUCGGGUGGCAGUCUUUCAGCUGGUGUCUGCACUUCCUGGUCGAAACAAACAGCUGAGGCGGUUUGAUGUGGUGGGCCUCCAUAAAGGUUCUGUCACGUCUUUAGCGUGGAGCACCAACGGGAUGAAGCUGUUCUCAGGAGACGACAAAGGACGAGUUGUCUUCUCCUCUUUGGACUUAGAUCAGGGUGUGUGUAAACCGGUGCUGCUGCUGGAGGAGGCCUCAGGUGUGGUUCAAGUGGAGUACAGUCACCAGGUGCUGCUCAUCUCAACACAGCACAGAUCUCUGCUUUACUGCACACAGAAUCAGGAAGUCCUGCAGCUGGGCACCAGGCCGCGCAAGAGCAGCGGGAGGUUCGGCGCCUGCUUCCUUCCAGCUCUUUGUAAGCAGAGCGAUCUUCAGGUGUUUGCUGCUCGUCCUGGACUCCGACUCUGGAGGUCUGAUAUCAGAGGACAGGUGGAGGACACUCGACAGCUUAAACCGCUUUUCAGCACUCAGAUUCCUCAGUUUGAGUUGUUUCCUCGUCCUGGUCCAAUCGGAGCUUACCGUCCAGAGGACAGACAACUUGGUCUGCUCAGCUGUUUCUUCAGAGAUGGAUGGAUUCUCAGCUGGAAUGAGUACAGCGUCUACGUCCUGGACUGUCAUAACGAGGUGGUGAUCGGAGCCUUGGAGAGCAGUGGAGAUAUUGUGUCUGUGUCGUGCUGUGACAACGAGAUCUUCAUCCUGAAAGGAGACCGAGACAUCAUUCGUCUCUCCAACUGUCCUGAAGGACUAGCUUCCAGCUUGCUGGAGCUCUCCGUCCAUCAGCACUCACCUUUGGCCACGCCCACCAUCCUCCCACCUACUGGAUCAGUGGAAACAGCUCAGCCAAUCCGAACCAUGGCUAUCAUUGUAGAAGGUGGGGUUAGGGUGCAGCAAGGACGAGGAUGGGAGCGGCCCAGCAAGGAAGGAAAGACAGAGGAAGUGGAGGAGGCAGAAGAGCAGCUUGAGGUGAUGGAACCCAGCACCUCUCGUAGCCGCAGCAGCUCUGUUCCUUCCUGCGAGAAUCUCCUUGGAAACACUUCCUGUGAGCUGAGCUCCAGGUGUUACAGCGCCCCUCUGGGCCAUGAGGGGCUGCAGCAGGAGCUGGUUGUAAAGGCCAUCCGAGUGAAGAAGAAGAGGAGGAGACGCCAAGACAGCAGUGGAAGCCACCCCUCUGACAGGAGAUGCUCAGACUCCACGUUUUCAGUCCAGGACGACAGCUGUAAUGACGGAGAUAGUGGAACUCCUCUGAGUGACAGAGCCUCCCUCUUUUCUCUGGACCUCCAGAGCCAGGACUCGUCUGAGCCAAUCAAGGACCAGAUCUCACAGAAAGCAGAGGAUUUUAAUAGAGGUUUAAAUGACGUACAGGAGGCGGAGUCCUCCACCAAACAAUCAGGCUCUCUGCUACUCCAGAGUCUGCAGGACCAAGGAAAAGCCUCUGAUCCUGAUCCUGGUACUGAAGCUGGCCCCCUGGCCCUCAAUGUGGAUUUGUUGCUGGAGUGCACCUUCUCAUACAUGCACAAUACUGAGAAGAAUGAGGAACAGGAGCAGCAGCCAAUGGAGGAGCAGGAGGGAGGGUUUCUGAGCCCACUGAUUGGACCAGAGGAAGAGGUGGAUGAGAAGGAUGAACGGGUGCCUCCUGUUGUUCUGGGAGACCAGAUGUUUUACUCCACCAUGUCAAGUCUGGAAAGAAGACCCGGUAUGUCCAGCGAUGAAGAGGAAGACAUCUACUGUCAAGUCCUCAACCCUCCACCUCAUCCGACGGAGAAGACCUCAGACCCACACGUGGAACCUGACACCAACAACAGAGACCCGCUCAAACUUGACCAGUUGGCAGAAAGCUGGAUGGGUUACUCGGGACCAGGAUGUGGAAUAUUGAGCCUGCAGGUGACUGACAGGUAUGUAUGGUGUCUGGACUUUAAAGGAGGACUCUUCUGUAGCGGCCUACUUGAAACUGGGCUCAACUGGCAGCGCUUUGAAGACAACGUCCACCAGGUGGCAUUGUCACCCUCAGGUAAUCUGUUGUGGAAGGUGGAACAGAGGAGCAUGACGGCAUUUGCUUGUGCUAAAGUCUCAGUCAAAGCGAAACGUCACUGGUACAAAGCUGUGGAGCAAACAGCCUUUGUGGCUCUGAGUGACGACUCGGCCUGGAUCAUCAGGACCAAUGGAGAUCUUUACCUGCAGACAGGCCUCAGCGUGGAGCGGCCCUGUGCUCGCUCCGUGAAGGUGGAGUGUCCUUGUGUGUUUGCUCAGGUGUGUGUGAGCGAAGGUGUGGUCUGGGCUCUGAGCGAACACAAGGCAGUUUUCUACAGAGAAGGUCUGAGCAGCUACUGCAGCGAGGGAGAGGGCUGGAAGUACGACACCGUCAGUGAGGCUCAGGGUGUGGAGCUGAUGUGUGUGGCUCUGGCAGAAGGAGGUACAGCUUGGGCUCUAGACGCCAGCGGCAGCCUCUGGUUCAGAACCGGCAUUUGUUCGUCCAGACCGCAGGGCGAUGACGACCACUGGUGGCAGAUCAGUAUUUCAGACUAUGUGGUCUUUGACCAGGGCAGUAUUUUCCAGACGCUGCUUCUUGCUACCCAGAGUGUUGCCACAGUUACCAGGGCCCCGGUUGAGCGCGUGGUGGCCUUCCUUUCACAGUACUCGCAGUGCCAGCCAAGCCUGGUCAGCGCCAACAGAAGUGGCGUUUGGGUUGCCUCAGGACGUAACCAGCUGCACCUGGCCCGGGGCAGCCUCGUGGGAACUUUCUGGCAGAACGUUGUUCCAAGAGGAACAGUCUCAGCCACCAAGUGGAGCUUCAUCACUUCUUCAGUUGUGCCUCACAGAGAAGGUACGUUUCUUUGGUUGGCUCAGAGCAGGAAGGACCUGUUCUGUGUUUGGGACCAGGAUGGCGAGCUCCGCCCCUCAUCCAUCUCUCUACCACAUGAGAUGGAGCUGACUCACCUGUCUGCCUGUCGAGAUGCUCUGUGGGGUUUAGACACACAUGGACGAAUCAGUAUUCGUACGUUGUCUCCGUCCUGUCCCUUCGGACUCCACUGGACCUCCCUGGACCUCAACCAGCUUGGAAGUGUUCGUCUGGUCAGUGUGAGUUGCGGAGGUCAGAACGUUUGGGCUGUGGACAGUCGAGGAAUAGUUUACUUCAGAGUGGGAACACAGCCCCUAAACCCAAGCAUGAUGCUACCUGCCUGGAUCCAUAUAGACCCACCUGUACAGCCAAUAGGAGUGCAGCUGGUCCAUAUCCAGACAAGUCCUAAUGACCGUCUCCUCUGGGCUCUGGACAACAGAGGAAGCGUCUUCGUCAGAACUGGACUCAGUGACGAGAUGCCGGUGGGAACGGACUGGGACCUGGUACCAGGCCUAGCUGUCAGUCAGCUGGUCCUCAGCUCUCGGACCGUUUGGGUUCGUUGUGUAAAUGGAGAAGUCGCCCGUCGUUACGGCAUCUCGGACCAAAACCCUGCUGGAGACUACUGGAAGAAGAUCCCUGGGAAUGCCAACUGGCUAACUGUGACUCCAGAAGAUGAGUUGUGGGCAGUGACUCUGAUUGGAGGAUUGUCACGCCGUCUAACUAAGCUCCUCCCGCAAACUCCUCGUUGGCCCGCCCCCUCAGGGUCCUCACUCAGUGGGGACGACGUCGACGACGAAUGGGAGCUCAUUUGACCCACAAUGUCGUUGUGAUGUCACCGCUGCCAUUUUCUCACAUUGAGGUUUCUGAAAUCCAGGUGGUUUGUGGGAAAUAAAGGGAACUGAGACAUUGUUUAGUUUUAAAAGAAAGCACUUUAAAAUGAAGGGGAACUAGUCCUUAAUGGUUCUCACUCUGGUUGUUGAAGGCAUCAAGGGGCGUUUCACAUUCUACUCAUGUUUCCUUCAUGCUAUUUUAAAUGAGCUAAAACUGGUUUGCUCUGGUUUAAACUGGAAGUUGAUUUCUACUUCUUGACCACGUUCAGGGUUUGGUAAUGGUAGAGAUGUGAUGUCCUGAUUCAGUCUGAUGAGGUUAAGCUGAGUUUAAGGACCGUAGACCCUGUUCUACUCUAAUGGAACUUUAUGAACUACAGUGAACUCUGAUGACUAAAGUGGACUCAAAUAGUCUAAAGUGGACUCCAGUGGCGGCUGGUGGAUAUUUCUUUUUUGGUAGGGCCAGCCAAUCAGUUUCAGUUAACAUCCCAGUAUGAUUCAAUGGGAAAAAAGGGUAUCAAACACAUUAUUACUUUGCAUUAAAUAUUUAACAUUUAUUCCAACAGUUUAACGUAAUAAGGACUUAUUCAAACAAUGUGUGUGUGUGUGUCUGUGUGUAAAACCCUAUUUUAUAAUGUCACUCAUUAACUUUAUCAGUGACUGCUUGUUAGACCCCCCUCAGCCCAGUGGAGACCAGAGGAGCAGGAAAAGCAUAGAUUUUGUGCAGAUAUCUUGAUUUACUAAUAUUACUGAGUAUUUAAUCCAUGUUUCAAAAAAACAAAUAUUGACUAUUUUAAAACGUUUUUUUUCUGUCGCUCACGGUGGUCCACGCUCCUUUGGCCUCCGUGGACUCGAAUGGAACUAAAGUAAAAUAAUGGACUCUGAAGGAAUAUAAUGGUCUAUGAUGGACUCUAAGGGACCAUGGUGGAUUGUAGUAGUUUCUUAUGCACCCUGGUGGACUAUAGUUGACACUGAUGGACUCUAAUGUACUAUAUUGGAGUCUUAUUGACUCUCUGGCAAACAAGCAUUGAGGUUCAGGUCUGAAAUGGUUUAAUAUUUUGUCCUCUUGUCCUCAGCAUCCUCUUUCUUCCUCAUACUAAGAGUUGCCAUGGAAAAGUGUAAAAGUGACUAUGUUGUGAUGUCAGCUGACUUGUUGAUUGAUCUGCUGCUGACUAAUAAGAAUUGAGUGUAACCUCA